UUUAGUUUCCUGCAAAAGAACAAAAACAUUAACCAGCAAUUCGUGAUGAACAUAAACACUCUGCUACUCCCAGGACCUAUUCCCACACUGCUUUCAAUUUAGAUAGAAAUCCGUGAUCUCGCUGAUUAUUUAUUUCUUCUUCAAAUCUCCACAGCUUUAGGUGUAAACUCUAUCCAAGCUCAAAGUCUAAGUUGCUCCUAAAUUGACCCGGAUAAAGACUUCUUCUUCAGAUUGGUCCUUUGGUCCUGAGCUCUCUGUCUCUCCGAAUCACACGAAACUGAGAUAGCACUUCACAGAGAGAGUUUAGUUCAAUCUAUGGCUAAAGGGACAUCCCUAUUAAUUUAUGGAAUUAUUGGAAUGGAUUAGCAGGUUUUUCUCAGAGCUCUUCAGACCUUGGAGCUGACACAUGCUGCAAUUGAAAAUCCUCGGACUCUGUUCUAUUAUGAUUAGGAAACAGCUCUUAACCAUGUAAAGAGUGCAGGGCUCCUGGGUGAUGGAUUUGAUUCGACUACAGAAAUGUGUACAAGAAACCUGAUAUGGGUGGCCACCAAAAUGCAGGUUAUGGUGAAUCGCUAUCCUACUUGGGGUGACGUGGUUCAAAUAGAUACUUGGGUGGCCCCUUCUGGGAAAAAUGGAAUGCGUCGUGAUUGGCUUCUUCGUGACUACUAUACAGGUAAAACAUUGACUAGAGCUUCCAGGUAAAUCCAUCUGCUGUUUAUGCACCAUAUUUUUAUGUACCCUCCAUGAGUUGUUAAGUGACUGAUAACUAUAUGCAUGAUUUUCUGUGGAAGUUGUUGCCCUCUUUACAGUUGUAAUAACUUUUUCUGCCUUAUACAGAUGAGAUAUAUAGCUUCUUAGCUUGCUAUACGUACAUUACACCUUAUAUAAUUUACUACAAUUUCAUAAAUGUUAUAUUCACACUAUAGUCCCCUCAGUUCUAGCUCAUUCGUGUAGAAAAUCAUGCCCAAAACAUUUAUAAAUCAUGCCCAUGAACUAUCACUGCCACUCCCGUACCAAAAUGGCCAGUAGUCACAUAUGGCAUCAUGAUAAUCAUGCCCAUGAAUUAUAGAAAUCCUGUCCAUGAAUAAUCCCUGACUCUGACACAAGAAACCAAACAUAAAAGAUAAAGAAAUGGUUGGGAUAGAGGGAGUAUUUACUAAUAUAAUAAUUUAUAAUUUAUAAUUUUAAAACCCAAUAAUUUAAUAUAAACAAAAAAAAAGUGUCUUAAUUCAUGUAUUUAAUUUUAAUUAUUGGAAAUCAUUAAAUUUUUAAGAAAAAACACUUAUCAAGUUAUUUCUUGCUGAAUGAUAUCAACAAUAAUAAGUCAACAAAUAACAAUUCGGUUCCUACUAGUCUACCGCGUGCCAUUUAUUCCUAAAACUCAUAUAAUAAAAUUAAAUUUGAAAUACCUAAAUUAGUGUUACAUUUUAAGAAAUUAAAUAAAACAGAGGAAUCAAAAUUCCACAUAUCAAAAGUAAUGUGAUAGAAAAUAUAUGCAGUCGAAAACAAAUUUGAUGAAGGUCAAUAUCAACCAUUAAAAUUAUUAAUUUGAAAAUUUUAAUCUUCAAAACCAAAAAAAAUUGACAUAUACAAUAAUUUUAAUUUACUUUUUGUUUUUAGAAAAUAAUUCUAAUAUACCUAAGCUCAACCAAAUUUAAAUAUAAAUUUAAGCAACCGAAUGAUGAUUGAAAAAACCAAAAACAAAUUAUGGAAACUAUUUAUUAGAUUAUAAACUUUGCAGAAUAGAUAAAAUAAUUUAUUAUUUAGAUUAAGAACAUAUUCCCAUAAUUCAAAUAAAAAUUGCAAAUUUCUAAUAAUUUUGCAACUUUGUUUUGUUUAUGUUUACUCACUCCAGACAUAUGCAGUGUCCACGUACACGAAACCACACCGUCACAGAAACCCAAACAGAUGUAGACUUCUGAAAUAAAUAACAAUUUCAAUCAUAUUCUAAUUAUAUGUCCGUGACCCAUAACCUAUCUUUGUACUAUAAUAUAUUACUUCUAAUCUAUCAUACAAGCAGUACAUCGUAUCUCUCCUUAAUUAACUCUAAUCUCCCGAGCUUUCAGAAAAUAGUGAUGGAUACUCCUGCAUUCGAUCGUAUCAGCAAGCUAACAUGCAACAAAACAAGCUGGACCAUUAAAGUUCGAUUAACACGAUUAUGGAAGAGCAUUAAUGCAAUUACGGGUGAUUUCAAAGGAUAUAACAUGAUACUACUUGAUGAUGAUAAAACACAUAUUCAUGCUUUCGCUGGAUUGGAUUUCGUGAAUGAGAUGGAUGAUGUUCCCGAAGAGAGGAAGGUUUAUAACAUAUCAGAAUUUAAUGUUGACGAUGCAAAAUAUUCUUAUGUGGCAGUUAGUAAUAAAAGUGAAAUAUACUUUCUAAAACGCACAAACAUGACACUGAUAGAGGAGGAGGACGACAUGAUUCCAAAAUAUAAGUUCGAACUGGUAUCUUUAAACGCCUUGAAACUCAAAGUCGGAAACACCAAGAUCUUGACAGAUCUUAUAGGAUUAGUAGUAAAUGUACUACCAAUGCAAAGCCGCAACACACCAACGGGCCCAAAAGACAUUUUGUUGAUCGACAUUACAGACGGAAGUGAGAAGAUAAGGGUCACAAUAUGGGCUGAACAAGCACAUGAAUUAAAGGAAGAACUGGAAAAAUGGGAAGAUAAGGAUAGGAUCAUCAUUAUCAUGAGUUGUUGUAUAACAGAGUAUCGCAAACAACUACAAGCAAACUCACUGUCACCGUCAAAAUUCUAUAUCAAUCCAGAUUAUGAUGCAGUGCACAGUGCUCAAUAAUGCAAAUGAACCUAUUAUUGUGGAUGAUAUACCUUCAGCGACUCACUUCACGGUCAAGAAGAUAGAUACAUAUAACUUGAAGCAGAUCUCCGACCUUAGAAGUUCUGAUUUGCAAAAUCUGGAAGUGAUAUGCCAUGUAUUAGUUUGUAGCAUCGAUGCACAGUCUAGAUGGUGGUUUUAUAGUUGUGACUCAUGUCCAGAAGAACUCUCUUUUGUUGACGAUACAUACAAGUGUGAAUGUGGCAAGAUCGUAUCAUACCCUGACAAAAGGUUCAAGGUUCCUAUGUACGUAACCUACCCAACUGAGACAAUUCAAGUGUUCAUGUUCGAUCGCGAGAUCAGACGCUUAGUAUCAACCACUGUAAACAAUUUAAUUGGUCAAAACCUUAAGGUACCAACUUCUCAUCUAGAAGGUUGUGCUGUUCAUGAUACCCCGGAAAUAAAAUCACCAUCAAAUAAGCGCACGCUAAAAAAAGAUGAUGGUUCAAAUAAAAUCACCAUCGUUCUUUCACAUACAUUUCGACUUUGCGAUUUAUUCUUUCAAGACUAUGUCUUAGUUUUGAUAUGGUUUUUGGUUUGAUGGUUGACUACACAUACUUAAUGUGUUUAUAUUGGAUUAUUUAUGCUCAAAAUAUUAUCAAAGACAUCUGGAUAUA
Messenger RNA from Daucus carota subsp. sativus, 3454 nucleotides. RefSeq lists its product as uncharacterized. The transcript has 13 exons. Bases 1956 to 2798 code for a protein of 280 amino acids. Lineage: Eukaryota; Viridiplantae; Streptophyta; Magnoliopsida; Apiales; Apiaceae. The record is from RefSeq and is a predicted model, not a curated record.